AUGGAGCUGCGAGCCUACUACGCCUCUCUCGCCCUGGAAGAACUCAUAAGCUUUUUGUUGGAAGGAGGGGACGUCGCUCUCCUCGAUGCUACCAACUCCAACGUGGAUCGUCGUAACUACAUCGCCUCGCGUUGCUCCAGCCUCGGAUUUCACGUUCUCUACCUCGAAAGCAUCUGCGACGACCCAGAACUGAUCCAUAAGAACUGUCUCUCCAAACUCCAAAAUCCCGAUUACAAAGAUCGUUCUCCCGACGAGGCGUUAGCCGAUUUCUACCAACGUCUCGAGAACUACAAGCUGAAUUACGAGCCUCUCGACAAAGAGCGCGAUCGCGAGUCAUCAUACAUCCGUCUGUUCAACGUGGGCGAAUACAUCGUCGCCAACCACUGCAACGGCGUCCUGGAGAGCGACGUCGUGUCGUACCUCCUCAACACGCACCUGGUUCCGCGCAAAAUCUGGCUCUGCAUCCACGGGGAAACCGACUUCACGCGCCGCGGAAUCCUCGGCGGCGACCCGCCGCUCAACCAGAACGGCGCGGAGUUCGCGCGGAAACUGCACGAUUUCAUCCGGAGUCGCGGCAAAGACAACGUCACGAUUCUCUGCGAUCGGUCGCUGCGCGUCGCGCAGACGGUGCGGCCGCUCGCGGGCGAUUACAACCGGUGCACGCUGCUGCGCGAGCUGAACGGGGGCGAUUACGCGCGGAUGACGUACCAGGAGAUCAAGGAGCGCUAUCCGGAGGAAUACAUGAAGCGGAAGCGGAAUAAGCUGGAGUACAGAUACCCCGACGGAGAGUCGUAUUUGGACGUGAAGGACCGGCUGAGCCCCGUUAUCAUGAAAAUCGUGAGCUGCAGGGACAAUGUGCUGAUCGUCGGACAUGUGGCGGUCAUUCGCAUAUUGCUCGCGUAUUUUAUGGAUAAGCCCAUCGCGUCCAUUCCGGACAUGGAGGUGAAGAUGCAUACGGUGUACGAGCUGGAUCCGACGGCGUAUUGCCAUGAAGCUGUCCCUUAUGAACUGUAA
Molecule: messenger RNA, 1014 nt
Organism: Blastocystis hominis
Lineage: Eukaryota; Bigyra; Opalinata; Blastocystidae
Exons: 5
Coding region: 1-1014 (337 amino acids)
Biological process (GO): fructose metabolic process; fructose 2,6-bisphosphate metabolic process
Cellular component (GO): cytosol
Molecular function (GO): ATP binding; 6-phosphofructo-2-kinase activity
Source: RefSeq, a predicted model, not a curated record